Messenger RNA from Drosophila suzukii, 5085 nucleotides. It is a transcript of the gene Golgin245, whose product is annotated as golgin subfamily A member Golgin-245. Lineage: Eukaryota; Metazoa; Arthropoda; Insecta; Diptera; Drosophilidae. Gene Ontology annotation, molecular function: small GTPase binding. The record is from RefSeq and is a predicted model, not a curated record. Gene Ontology annotation, biological process: Golgi vesicle transport. Gene Ontology annotation, cellular component: Golgi apparatus.
UCGACAGUGUGACCGUUGGCGAAACAUCUGCAGACACGUAUUUAUUUAGAUGUUUUUUAAUUAAAAAUUGAAUAGUGCUCGAACCAGGUAGCCCAGGUAGACAAAAUAAAGCGCAGAAGGGCCUCGAAAUGUUUGCCAACCUGAAGAACAAGCUGAUCGAGGAGGUGAAGGCGUCGCCAUCGAAAUUCCAACAAUUUGCGAAUGCUGCACAGGCCGCCGUGAGCUCAUCGUCGAGCACAACACCUAAUUCGGAUACGAACACCAGCAACAAUGAAAACUUCUUCAGCAUCACGGAGGAGGACACGCCUCAGAACUCGCCUUAUCGCAUCCAGAAACUGCCGGCCACUAGUGCAUCUUCACUGCGCGGUCGCUCGACCCAAUCCCUAAAUGGAGCCACCUCCAGGACCCGCAAGCUGUCCAACUCGUCCAUGGCCAGCGAUGUGUCCUUCCGCCUGCCCACUUACGAAGCACCAGCUGUCUACCAUCUCCAAUCGGAUCUGGACGAGACGAGCAGCGAGUUCGACGACUCCGCCUCCACAGCCCGGCUGGAUGUGAUCACCAAGGACCAGCUGUACGAUGCGUACAAGAAAUCCCUCGAUCGGUAUCACAAGUACCGCUGUCGCUACACGGAUCUGGCCAAAAAGUACAAGGAACUAGAACGCGACAGCUCCAAGGCGAGGUCCGUGCUGGUGGAGACGCAAGACAAGGCGCUGCGCCGUAUUAGCGAGCUGAGGGAGCAGUGCACGCUGGAGCAGCAGGCCAAGGCUCAUCUGGAGGAGGCGUUGCGCGUCGAGAUGGACGACAUGAGCUGCAAAAUGCAGGCGUAUCAGACGAAGCUCCAGCUGCUGGGCGAAAAUCCGGAGAACAUAACGGCGGCUCUGGAGCGAAGUGGCCAGUCGUUGGACACGGAGCAGCUCAUCGACCUAGAUGAAUCGGCUGGAAAGUCGCCGCCUUCUGCAAAUGGCACUGGUUCCGGUGAAGGAGUGCCCGAUCUCCAGCGAUUACUCAAAGAGCAGGAGGUGCAUCUUAAGGAGGUGACGGAAAAGUAUGAAGCCCUCCGCAAGCAGGAGGAGGAGAAUGUCCUGCUCCUGGCCCAGACUAAACAGGCCAUUCACACGGAACUUGAGCACAAGGACACCGAGGUGCGGCAGCUUCAGGAGAAACUCAAGCAGUUGGAGUCCCAGCGAGAGACCCACAACAACGAGGCCAAGGAGCAGUUUAAGAAGCUGCAGGCCACAAAGCAGGAGGUCGAUGCCAAGCUAUUGACCUCUGAGCACCUGCUUAACACCCUCAAAGGAAACUUAGCAGCCAAAGAGCAACUGGUUGCCGCCCUCGAAAGUCAAGUGGUAGCCAUCAAAGCGGAAACCGAGCAAAAACUAAAGGAAUUGCAACAACAGAACGAAAAUCGCAGCAACCAAGCAAGCGAUUCAACCGAGCAGCUUGAAAAACUGCAGUCAGCCUUAAAAGAAGCCGAAACGCAGAUCUUGGCAAAGGAUCAACUUCUGGAAACUCUCAGAAGCGAACACUCAGCCAAGGAGAAACAGUUAAAGGAUCUGGAAGAGCAGCUGCUUAGCCUGAAGAAUGAAAACGAAAUUAACUUGGAUAAACUUCGACACAACAAAGAAGCUAGCGAGUCUCAAACCAAGGAAGCUCAGGAUCAGCAACAGAAACUUCAAGCUGAUUUAGAGAUGGCUAAGUCCAAGCUCUUGGCCACAGAAGAACUUGCGAAUUCCCUAAAGAGCGAUCACAAAGCCAAGGUAGAGCAGUUAGCUGAGUUAGAAGACAAACUGAAAUCUCUUGCCGAAGAAAACGAAAAUAACCUGGAAAAAUUGCGCCAGGUCAACGAAAAUCGCGAGACCGAUUUCCAGGCAAAGCUGAAUAAACUGCAAACAGCUAAGGAUGAAGCCGAGUCGAAACUUCUAUCCACGGAACUCAGUUUGAGUGCGCUUCAAGCCGCACUCUCGGCCAAGGAGGAGCAAGCUGCAUCCUUGGAGAAAAGCCUGAAUGCCCUCAAAACCGAAAACGAGCACAGUUUGCAGGACCUGCAGUUGCUAGAAAUUGUCCAGCGUCAUCAGCAAAACGACUGGGAAGCUCAGCUGGAUCAGGCUAGAGAAGAAUUAGCCGAAAUUCAAUCGCAGCGGGAGCAACAUGCUCUUGAACUCGAAAAAAGUCUGGAAGUGGAACGCGAAUCGGUGGCCGCUUUGAGUUCCGAGAAAGCCUCCCUGGAGGAACAGCAUAGACUUAAGCUGGAACAGCUGCAGCGCGAGAUUCAAAUCCUGCAGGAUCAGCACGCCGAAUCGGAGAGCGAAACGGUGGCUGCCCUAAAAGCUCAGUUGGAGGCACUUAAGCAGAACUUGGCCACCAGUCAAGCGAGUCUCCUGGCCAAGGAAAAGGAACUCAAAGCCAGCGGUAACAAGUUAAACAAGAUAAAGAAGCAACAUGAGCAGCAUCAGGCCAAGUCAAGCGAACAAAACGCCCGCCUCGAAACGCUGCAAAGUGAAUUGGCAGAUCGACUGGCUCACUCCCGCCAGGUGGAGAGCGAAAAGGAGGAAUUGCAGACACGGGUCACCGGUAUUCUGGAGGAGAUCGCUAUGAUGCAGGCGCAGAUGCAACAGGUGCAGGAUUCACACAGCGAACUGGAACACGAAAAGCGCAAGCUUGAAUCCCGAAUUGAGUCGCUGCAGCAGGAGCAGGUUGACAGCAGUGCCCAGGACGAACGAACCUCCGCCAAGUUGGAGGAGAUCCAGAGCGAAAACACCAAGCUGGCUGAGCGCAACUGUCUGCUGGAGGAGCAGGCCAAUCACUUGGAGUCCCAGCUGCAAGCCAAACAAGACGAGAUGGGCAAGAUUCAGGUGAAGAUGCAACAGGUCCUUGACGAGCAUUCGAAACUGCAAAAUGCCCAGGAGCUAAUGGACCACGACCACCGGACGCUGCAGGACAAGUGCGAUGCCUACGAAAAGGACAAGCUGCUGACCAAGGACACGCUGGACUGCCUGCAGGAAGCCAGUGAGGAACUGCAGCGGGUUAAGAGCAAUUUGGAGCGGGAUCUGGAGGAGCAGCAACAGCAAUUGUUGGAGCUAAGAGAGCGUCAGAGAGAACAGGAGCAGCAGCUGAAGGACCAAGCCGAACGCUGCGCGGAACUGGAGGCCCAAAACACCGAGUGUGAGUCCCAACUGCAGGUCACUAUCAGCAAUCUUCGCGAGCAACUUGAUGCUUACAAGCAGUCAGAGCAAGGCAUCCAGGAGAAGAUCCAGGCCACCAGUUCGUCCUAUGGCACGCAAAUCGCCACUUUGGAAGCUCGCUGGAGCGCCGCCAAUUCGGAUGUGGAGCGCCUCCACGAAGCCAACGACGCCUUGCACCUGGAAAUGGAACAGUUGAAAAUCAAGCACAGUCAGGAGCGCGAGGAAGUAAAGGAGUCCAUAGCCCAGAAAAACCGGCAGGUGGUGGAGCUCCAGGAAGCCAUGGCCCUGAGGGAUACUCAGCUGAAGGACAAGGUAGAUGCCUUCGAAAAGCUGGCCAAAUUCGAUGAAAUUCUCAUCGAGAACGAGUACUUGAACAAGCACACUAAACAACUGGAGAAGGAAUUGGCUGAAGGCGCUGAGCUGAAGGAAAAACUAAAAUCGUUGCAAUGUGAACUGUAUGUACUCCAGGAAAAGGCCGAACAGCACGCCGUCCAAAUGUUAGAAAAGGAAACUCAAAGUGCGGCAGCCACAGCAGAGGUCUCCGAACUGAAGCAAGCCAUAGAGGAACAGGCUGUGGAGCUAACCCGUCAGAAAGAGCACGCCAGCUUUGUCACCGAACAGAGUGACGCUGUACAAAAGGAUCUGCUCCAAGCGCAGCAGCAACUCCAUGACAAACAGAUUGAGCUAACGAAAGUCCAAGAAGAGCAGACCAUUCUGCAGGCUGAGCUGGAUAGCCUCAAUGAAGAGGUGGUCAGUCUCAGGGACUGGUCCACACCGGACUCCGACGGCUUGCGCAGCCUUAACGAGCGACUGCAGCGGGAGCUGGAGGAUCUGAAGCACAAAAGCAACGGUGCGGAGUCCAAUAUGCAGCAGGAGAUCGAGGAGCUGCAGGCGAAUAACCAGCAGAUGGCCGAGCGCAUCAAUGAGCUGGAAACCCUGCGAGCGGGCAUCCAGGCCCAGCAGCUCCUCGCCAGCAUGGCUCCCAAAAACGUCCAAGAGGCAGCUGCUGCUGGAGAGAAGGCUGAGCUGGAGGCCAAGCUUAAGGAGAUUAUGAACGAAGUGCAGGAUGUGACGAAUCGGAACCUGUUCCUGGAGCAAAAGUGUGAGAACUACCUGAUACUCGAACAGUCUAACGAACGACUAAAGCUGCAGAAUGCGAAAUUGUCGCGGCAACUGGAUGAAACACUGGUAUCCAUGCAGCAUAGCGAGGCUGUUCCGGCUAACACGGAGUUUGAAUACUUGCGCAACAUCAUGUUCCAGUACCUGACUGGCAACACGAACAACGAGACACUGGUCAAGGUGAUAUCGGCAGUGCUCAAAUUCUCGCCGCAGCAGGCCCAAGUUGCCCUGGAAAAAGAGCAUCAGAGGCGAUCGCUGCUGAACAAACUAAUCUAGCAUGAACUGAUGGCUCUCUACGAUGGAGACUGGAACUGGGAGCCCUGCCCGGCGACGCUUCUAGAACGCAAAUGAAGUCGGAAUGAUUGGCCCGAGAUCACAAGUACCUUAUACCUCACCUCUGGCAUAUGAGAUGUGUUUUUCCGGCUGACUCUGCAGGCAUUUUGAGUUGUGGGAGCAGUUGAUGUUUGUGCUAGCCCCGUACUAGGUCAAUGUUAUUGUACAGUCCACUAAUUAACUAUAGCUACUUCUAUCCAAAUUCAUGCUAAGCACUUUUGUACAUUUCGAUUAAGCUUUCCUUUGUUUCCGGCAUUCACUUGCUUGCGAUCCAUAUACCAUAUCCCCAUCUCCCCCCACUUAACCACUAUCUAACCUAAGUGCAAUCUUUUUGUGUAUUUUAGUUAUAAGUUGAAAUUUGUAAAGAUCCGCAGCACAGUUGGCAUUUAGUUUAAUUCAAAUUCUAUACAAUUACAUACAUAAAUAAAUAGUUGCAAUUCAUACACGGGAA